Messenger RNA from Haliaeetus leucocephalus (bald eagle), 2596 nucleotides. RefSeq names its product UAP56-interacting factor-like. The record is from RefSeq and is a predicted model, not a curated record. Gene Ontology annotation, molecular function: mRNA binding. NCBI's taxonomy places the organism in Eukaryota, Metazoa, Chordata, Aves, Accipitriformes, Accipitridae. Gene Ontology annotation, biological process: mRNA export from nucleus.
UGAUAUUCAUUGUGCAUGUUGCAUCGAUUUGCUUACUGGUUUUUGAGCCAUAAAGGUUUAUGGCUUCAAGCUUCAUCUCAUACCACCAAGGGCUAGAAACUUGCUUUGUUUUUUUAAAGCACUGAGGAAAGACAUGCAGGUAGCUGACUCCAGGAGAUGGGACUUGAAAAGAAACCGUCCUGCAACCGCCUGGUGAGCCACGAGUGUUUGCAGACCAUGAUGUCACCUUUCUUGACAGUCACUCUGUACAAGUGAGAUUCCUUCCCCACAGCCCUCACAUCGCAGCCUUUACUGCACCAAGCUUCAGUUCUCCCCUUUACAAAUUUAGGGGCUAGGGGAACAUUCAUACCACUUGUGUUUGCAUGACAGUUGAGCAGCAUUUUUGUUGUUUAUACAUCAGGGACACGUCCUCUGCACGGGGCAGCGCCCAUGUCCCGUGCAUGGCAGGGGGAGCGCCUUGGAGCAGCCGUCACAGCAUGGCUGCACCCAUGGGUGCUUCUGCCCAUUCUUCCCCCUUUGACCACCUAUCCCGCAGCCUUCCAAGUCAGACCUUCUCAAAAAAUGUUCUUUGCCCAGCACUGAGCUCCCAGUGCCCCUGCAAAAAGAUAUUCCCUUAUGCUUGUGGGAAAUCUGCAGGAUUGGAUCCCUCGGUGGGACGUGAGUCUGAAAUCUCUGUCCUGCACAUGGUGGAUACGUGCUGGAUGGUAGCACAUUUUUAAAUAAUUUGCUGCACUCUAAUCUCCAGCCUGCAGGAGCCGAGUAAAUUGAUCCUAUACUUUCUGAGCAGCUUAGUCUUUUAUUGUUCGGCCAGCGUAGCUUACAGAACCGCAAGCUCCAUUUUUACUGCGGACAAUUGCAAGCUGAAAGUGGGAAUCACUGUUGGUAGAAAGUGCAGGUUUUAUGGGUUUCCCCUUUGCCAUUUCAAUCUAGAUGAUAUCAUAAAACGCCACAGGAAAGAGCAAACAGAUGCCAGCGCUGCAGGGGAUGGGCGAAGGCAGCAGGUCAAGAACAGGAAUUCGGCAUAUGGGUAUGGACGGCCCCGUUUCCGCGCCUGGAUGCAGAGGAAUUUGCAAGGACCUAACCGUUUUAGAAGAGGGUUUGGACAACAACAAUAUAAUCGAAGGCAGUUCAGGAAUACUGUGCCCGGUCCCAGGAGAAGACCAGCUGCUGCAUUAAAUGGAGUGAGCCCUUUAAAUCGCCAGGCAUCAGCUCAAGAGGGCAACAAGAACAACGAUGCUUUCGCCAAAAGCAGCAGCAGCGGGCAGCCAGAGGGACGGCGACGGCCACCCCCAGGGCCCAAGAGAUUUAGAGCAGCUGCUGCCAGCACCAACGCCCCAGGGAGAAGCAGGCCUUUCGUGCUAAACAGGGGACCAGCCUUCCAGCAGAAGCGGAUGCAGCAGCGAUUCUCCAAAGCCAACUUUCAGAGAGGGAUGGAUGCUAAUGGAGAAGGGAAACCACCAAGGAUGAGAAGGUGGCAAGUGAAACCCAGCCCCGGAGCAGUUCUGACGGUUUCUGUGGCUAAUCCCCAGGCGGGCCAGACCGGCGCGCCCGGAUCCAAGCGCCCAUUCCUGCGAAGCCAGAGGCCCCCGCCGCGGGUGGCCAAGCCCCAGCCCAAGGGAGUGCUGCUGAGAUUCAACUUCCGUGCGAUGGCCAACCAGACCAGCCUGACGCUGGAUGAGAGAUUCUCUGGUCUGAGGAAUAAGAGGCGCUUUACAGCAGCCAGGAGCGCCGGCCGGACAGUCACCAUGCCUUAGCACUGCAUGCUCGUCACAGGGACUGCCCAUAACAGUCCAGGCCCUGUAACGGGCAGCUCAAUAAAACUCGAUAGAUUUCCUCUGAGAUAGCUAAUUUGGCAAUGUGCCGUCUCCUUCCUUACACACAGAAUGAAUGAGCGAUUGAGGGCAGGGAUGAGGGAGGAUGAGAGUUGGGGCCAGAGCACAGGGCAGGUGGGACAUGAGCAGGGUGGUGGAGGGGGAUGAGCGAAGAUGGAUUUGCUGGGAGUGCUCUGCAGGGGAGCUGUGGGGCUGGCACCAGCCCUGUCCCCCUGCCAGGGCACCCCGUGCUGCCUGGGGUGACUCCUGCAAGAGGGAGGGGGGAACAUCUCCAAGCCAUACCCAACAAGCCUUCCCUGUGUUGUCCCAUGGGUGGGAAAGGGUUGAGGACACUGUGCCUGCCUGCGUGGGAGACAGAGCGGGAAGUGGAGCAUGUGCGGGGCUGAGGGACGUGCCCCAGCAGUGGCACCAGUGGGGAUGCUCCAACUGCCCAUGUUCCCUAGCAUCCAUCUGAUUGCCCCAUUUGUUGUGUGUGCAGGCAUCCCUGCCCGGAGGUUUGCAGUGUAAGAAAGACCUCUCCAUCCUGAAAAUGUCUCGCUCUGCCCCAAUAGUCAGGCCUGAGCACCUUGCAUUUCUCUUUGGUUUGCUGUGCUGUUCUGACUGCUGCUGCUGGCCCAGUUGCGGGGAUGGGGUGAGACGUGCCGUGCCAUGCCUCUGGAGUGACUGUCCUCGUUGCGGAGCACAGACAGGCUGCCCCAACCCAAAUCAGGUUUUCCAGUGCUGCAUUAGGGAUUUCAUAGGUGCAGCUCCACCCAUGCUCAAAG